This is a messenger RNA of Triticum dicoccoides, 3457 nucleotides long. Its product is annotated as disease resistance protein RGA2-like. Gene Ontology annotation, molecular function: ADP binding. The record is from RefSeq and is a predicted model, not a curated record. Lineage: Eukaryota; Viridiplantae; Streptophyta; Magnoliopsida; Poales; Poaceae. The transcript has 2 exons. The coding region runs from base 127 to 3444 and encodes 1105 amino acids.
CACCCCUCCAAGAUUGUUAGCUUCAUUUCUCUCCUCCUCCACCUUCUGCGCUUUUUACAGUGAGCGCUCGUCCUCGCUAAGCAGCACCGAUCCAGGAAAAUAAUAGGUGUCCAGACUCUGGCCACCAUGAGCUUACCUGCCAUUGGGAUCAUUGGUGCCAUCAAUGAAUGCGUCACUUUGUUUCAGUGGGCCAAAUCUGCCAUUUCAUCUCUGCAUUCCCGAUGGAGUGGCUCACAGGAGCAAAGCCUCCAGGAUGGUGUGUUGCUAUUGGAGAGUGGACUACAGCGCCUCAGGGAUACUCUUCCUGCAAUGUAUGACCUAAUCGACGAAGCAGAGUGGAGAAGCCAUGAGAAAAGUGUGGCCAAACUCCUUCCCAAUCUCAAGGAUGCAGUGUAUGAGGCCGAGGACCUUCUCGAUGAGUUCAAAUGGUAUGAGAUGAAGGUGCAAGUGGAGGUCAUUGCAAGCCAAUCUUCUUUUAUUGAAUUUUUUGAUACGGUCAUCCAAGGCAGCUUCAACAAACUGAAUGAUGUCCAAUUGAGGUUGGAUCACCUUUCAAGACAAUUGGAGAAUAUGGGACUUUGUGGAGUUACACAACACUUUGACAAAUCAGUCAGGCCUGAGACCACCUCUCUGCCAAAUGAAACAAAAAUAUUUGGUCGUGACGAAGAGCUGGAGCAGGUGUUGGGAUUUCUUAAUGUACCUACAAAUUCAAAACGCAAGCGAGCAACUAGUUCAACAAAUGCAUCAACAAGCGCAUCAGCAAGCGACCAAGUUAGUAAUGAAUCAAGAAUAUCUAGUAUUCCUGUUCUGUCAAUAGUUGGAAUUGGGGGUGUAGGAAAGACUACUUUGGCCCAACAUAUCUCCAACCAUCAACGAGUGAAGUCACACUUUGAGCUAAUAAUUUGGGUUUGUGUCUCAGAUGAUUUUGACGUAAAGAGGUUAGCUAAAGAGGUCAUACAAUCUUGUAAUGGAAAGGAGGCGACAUCUGAUAAUUUGGACGCUCUUCAACGUGCGCUUUCAAACCAUGUGGACAAAAGAAGGUUAUUGAUUGUCCUUGAUGAUAUGUGGGAUGAUGCCCUGAAGGAAAAUGGGCAGUGCUGGAAGAGGUUUUGUGCACCUUUUAGAAGUGUCCAAGAGGGAAGUGUGAUGUUGGUCACCACUAGAUGUCCAACAGUUGACGAGGGGGUGCGCACAAUGGAUCCUGUUAUAUUGGAAGGUCUAGAGGAUGACGUUUUUUGGAAUUUCUUCAAAUUGUGUGCAUUUAGAUCUGAGAGUUCUUACCGUAAUCCCGAGUUGGAGUGCAUUGGUAGAAAAAUACUUCCUAAACUGAAGGGUUCUCCCUUGGCUGCCAAAACUCUCGGUCGCAUGUUAAGCACGGAUCUUCAAGCAUCACAUUGGAAUUCUAUACUUCAGAGUGAACUUUGGGAGUUGAGUCAAGAGGAGACUGAUAUUUUGCCUGCCCUUCGGUUGAGCUUCAUGUAUUUGCCAUUCCAUUUGAAGCAAUGUUUCUCAUUCUGUGCUGUGUACCCAAAAGAUUACAAAUUUGAGGAGGGUUCCUUAGCUGAGAUUUGGAGAGCAGAAGGCUUUGUGCAUCCUCAAGGUGGUGCUACAAUUCUAUCUACAAGUUUGCAGUAUUUUGAAGACCUUGUAACUCGGUCCUUCUUUCAAAGGGUCGGUAGUAGAUAUGUAAUCCAUGACUUGCUGCAUGAUAUGGCACAAAUGGUUUCAGUGCAUGAUUGCUUCAUCUUAAGGAAUAAGAAUGACUUUAAUAAAGUUCCCAAAAGUGUUCGUCAUCUGUACGUACUCCCUGGUGGUGACUUUGAUGAUUCCAACUUGUUGAGACUAUGCGAGUUCACAAAGCUGCGUACCCUCAUCUGUGAGAAGAAAUUAGGGAAAAAAUCAGUAUCUGCGGUGGAUCAGUGGGGUAACGAACUUCUGCGUAUGCGUGUUUUUUCUUGUGCCUUCAUAAAUGAGUUACCAGAUAGUAUUGGCAACUGGAAGCAUCUUCGGUACCUUGAAAUAUCCAAAGCUUGUCCUUUGAAGAGGAUUCCUUCAACUAUAUGUUGGCUAUAUAAUCUGCGGAUUUUAUUUGCUAGGAAAUGCAAGCCGGAAAGCUUGCCCAAUGACUUUGGUAAGUUGAUCAAUUUAGAGAGGUUUCGUGCACAUGGACUUUCAUAUCAUGCCGGGACUGACAUGACUAUUGAUUCAGCCAAGGAGUUAGGACAGGGAAUUAGGUUAAUGAAGAAUCUGAACCAAUUUCAUGGAAAGUUGACUAUAGAAAAUGUUGGUAACCUAAGCAAGGAGUAUGCAGCAGAAUCUGAACUGAAGAAUAAGAAAUAUCUAGAAGUGUUGUCACUGAGGAUGCGUUCAUUGAUGGAAGGCUCCCCCAAGUCUGAAAUCAUCCAGAACAAAGAAGUCCUUGAAGCUUUGCAACCUCCUACCAGUCUAAAGUCUCUGUAUCUUGCUGAUUAUGACGGUGCCUCCCUCCCAAGCUGGUUUCAGCCACAGAACUUGCCAAGCUUAAAAUUUCUUUCUUUUGGAAGAUGUGUUCGACUUGAGAGCAUAUCAUCUCCCUCGAUGUUAGGGUCAGUACCAACUGAAAGUAUUGGGGAUUUUCAUUCCCUUGAAGAACUGAAAAUGAGUAUCUGUCCAAACAUCCAGCCCCAAAGAUUGGUAUCACCGUCCCUCAAGAAGCUCCAUCUCUGGGAUGCUGGUCUCUUUUGCAGUAUUGACUGCUUCUCCCUCACAGACUUCAAUUUAGAAUGUGAGUAUGUCACGUCCAUCCAACUAGAAAAGUGGAGUCUUCCGUCUCUACGGAGUUUGAGCAUUGACUGCAGUUCUCUUGCAUAUAUUGGAGGCAACACUACAACAUUCCCGUCCCUUAAAGUCCUAAUCGUUACAUUCUGUUAUAAGUUGUUAACCCUUGAUGGCAUCCUAACGCAAGAAUCCCUACCCGCUAUUGAGGAAAUUGACAUCCAACAAUGCCCCAAGCUACUGUCUCUGCCCAUUGCAAAUUUUCCUAAUCUGAAACACCUGGUGGUUGAUAGGUGCCCAAGUCUCAACUGGCAGAGGGGAUUGGUGUUACCAUCCUCGCUCCAAAAGCUCGGCUUAACACAAUGUGGAGAUAUCUCACCAUAUGUCCCCAGCUGCCUAGAGAACCUCACAUCCCUUGUCUCACUGAGCAUUGGUGGCCAGGGUAUAACAUCCAUUCCAGGCGACAUUUGGCAUAGUAAUCUUGCAUCACUGGAGGAGUUGGUGAUUUCGGGCUGUCCAGACCUAAUUUCAAUUGGUGGAGCAAAGGCAGUUAGGAAAAUAAAGGAGUUGGUAAUCACCGCGUGUCCAAACUUAAAGAAAGAGGAGCAAAUCUUUAGAACCGGCCAAAGGUAUCUAUGCUUACACUUGUUACUUCUCUGUUGUUCGAAAUUCCCUAUAUACUGGAAAUAACAAUCCAUGUUUA